AUGCCAAUGGAAAAUGAUGUACUUGAAUCUGCAUUUACAAAAACUUGUGAAGUUAAGGCAGAUGAUGAUGUUCUUCAACCAAAACAAAUUUUUGAAGAUAUGCCUAAUGUAGAGUAUAUCUAUGAAAAAUUAGAUCUAUUAAUCCUUAAAGUAUUUAAUAAUGAACAACUGAUGCAAGAAAAAUCAUUAUUAAUUUAUUCACUGCAACAAAUAAAUGAAUUUGAAUAUUUUAACAAUAAAACCAAUUACCAGCUAGAUCUUAUGAGAUUUUUUCAG
Funneliformis geosporum is the source of this 276-nucleotide messenger RNA. The record is from the annotation of a GenBank genome assembly. Lineage: Eukaryota; Fungi; Glomeromycota; Glomeromycetes; Glomerales; Glomeraceae.